Molecule: messenger RNA, 207 nt
Organism: Parastagonospora nodorum SN15
Lineage: Eukaryota; Fungi; Ascomycota; Dothideomycetes; Pleosporales; Phaeosphaeriaceae
Exons: 1
Coding region: 1-207 (68 amino acids)
Source: RefSeq, a predicted model, not a curated record
AUGGACAGUGGACAGUGGACGGCUCCUUCUCCAGCGGCUUUGCUGGGUGACGCAGUCUCCGCACCACCACCAUCGCCUUCUCGCCCGCGGCAUGCAGAUGCAGAUGCAGACGCAGAUGCAGAGUGCCAUGGCGACGAGAGCCUGCACUUGAUCGCGCUCGCUCGUCUGGCCCAGCCAUGCCUGCCACCUGCUGCAGCCCCAGAUUAG